UUUUGCCAUAAUAACAUGAAAGCCAAUAUGUUUCACUGUGCAUCGCAAGCAUCCACGGCUACAAACGACGAACGAACCAUCGUCGUGGCUCGAGCUAUCGACCGUCAUAACCCAAUAAUCAAAGAUGGUAGGAGAUCUUUCACGGCACCGUGUUCCUCCGGGGACGACUACGUUGCUCCGUACCGUCAGCUUUCCAAAGUUACGAGGAUACCCUCCUCCUCCUCCUCCGGGGACGGGAAGAGUGUUCAGGUGGAUAAAGGAAGGAGGAGCAACUCAGGGUCGUUGUUGAACGUUAGCCUAGCGAGGAAGAGUUUUGGCUGUGUUUCUGCUCAGACACCCAAAACUCCUCCCGGUUCUACUAGGUAUCUUCUAGGAUCCGACCCGGUAUCUCUAGCCGGAUCUACGGGUCAGGAUACGGUUGUGACGGAGGAGGGUGAAGCUUCAGCAGGGGCAAAAAGAGGCUCUUCUGGUACUGUAGAAGAGAAGAAGAAGUCUUCUUCUGGCUCAGGUUCAGACCAGGUGGUUGUUCUUAGAGUGUCUCUCCACUGUCACUGCAGAGGCUGUCAAGGCAAAGUGAAGAAACAUCUAUCCAGAAUGCAAGGUGUGACAUCCUUCAGCAUAGAUUUUUCAUCAAAGAAGGUAACUGUGACUGGAGACAUCACUCCCUUGGAAGUAUUGGGUUGCCUCUCAAAGGUCAAAAAUGCCCAAUUCUGGACUCCACCUCAACAACCAUCACUCCCAACCGCAAAUCCGGAAAUCUAAAAAGAACAUGUUUUUUGUUUGUGUAUUUGUUUUACUGUCUUCCUCUCAGUUGUUUGAAUCAGAUCAAUGCUAAAAUGUUGAGACUUUCCUACUUUUAUGAUGAAACUGUCAUUACAUUACAGGGACACAUGCUUCUUUA
Messenger RNA from Capsella rubella, 901 nucleotides. RefSeq names its product protein SODIUM POTASSIUM ROOT DEFECTIVE 3. NCBI's taxonomy places the organism in Eukaryota, Viridiplantae, Streptophyta, Magnoliopsida, Brassicales, Brassicaceae. Gene Ontology annotation, molecular function: metal ion binding. The transcript has 3 exons. The record is from RefSeq and is a predicted model, not a curated record. The coding region runs from base 16 to 762 and encodes 248 amino acids.